This is a messenger RNA of Homo sapiens (human), 555 nucleotides long. It is a transcript of the gene NICOL1, whose product is annotated as NELL2 interacting cell ontogeny regulator 1. Gene Ontology annotation, cellular component: perinuclear region of cytoplasm; extracellular region. NCBI's taxonomy places the organism in Eukaryota, Metazoa, Chordata, Mammalia, Primates, Hominidae. Bases 62 to 517 code for a protein of 151 amino acids. The transcript is spliced from 5 exons. The record is from RefSeq and is a predicted model, not a curated record.
GCUUAGAUGAGCUGGUUCAGUGUUGACGGAAGCUGAAGACAGACGGAAGCUCCACUACAACAUGUUCAGGGCGGCCCUCGAGGACAGCGUGGAGAAGAAAUCCUCCCUGAAGGAAACAGAAACAACAUCCAAAGGAACCAGCAAGUAUGACAGAGAGAGAGAGACAGAGAUGAAGACAGUCAUGGGAAUGAAGAUGCAUUUUUGGGCGGCCCCGCUCCCUCUGCUGGCCAUGGCCCCCCCGCCCGCGUGCCGGUCCCCGAUGUCACCGCCGCCGCCGCCGCUGCUGCUGCUGCUGCUGAGUCUGGCGCUGCUGGGCGCCCGGGCCCGCGCCGAGCCCGCCGGGAGUGCCGUCCCCGCGCAGAGCCGCCCAUGCGUGGACUGCCACGCCUUCGAGUUCAUGCAGCGCGCCCUGCAGGACCUGCGGAAGACAGCCUGCAGCCUGGACGCGCGGACGGAGACCCUACUGCUGCAGGCAGAGCGCCGUGCCCUGUGUGCCUGCUGGCCAGCGGGGCACUGAGGACCACGCUGCUCCGUGUGAAUAAAUGCCCAGUGGCA